UGGUCAUCCCCUGUACUGUCCACAGUCUCUGGUCAUCCCCUGUACUGUCUGCAGUCUCUGGUCAUCACCUGUACUGUCUGCAGUCUCUGGUCAUCCCCUGUACUGUCUGCAGUCUCUGGUCAUCUCCUGUACUGUCUGCAGUCUCUGGUCAUCUCCUGUACUGUCUGCAGUCUCUGGUCAUCUCCUGUACUGUGUCCGCAGUCUCUGGUCAUCUCCUGUACUGUGUCCGCAGUCUCUGGUCAUCCCUGUACUGUCUGCAGUCUCUGUUCAUCUCCUGUACUGUGUCCACAGUCUCUGAUCAAUCUCCUGUACUAUGUCCGCAUUCUCUGGUCAUCUCCUGUACUAUGUCCGCAGUCUCUGGUCAUCUCCUGUAGUAUGUCCGCAGUCUCUGGUCAUCUCCUGUACUUAUGUCCGCAGUCUCUGGUCAUCCCCUGUACUGUGUCUGCAGUCUCUGGUCAUCUCUUGUACUGUGUCCGCAGU
Messenger RNA from Staurois parvus, 480 nucleotides. Lineage: Eukaryota; Metazoa; Chordata; Amphibia; Anura; Ranidae. The record is from the annotation of a GenBank genome assembly.